Messenger RNA from Nothoprocta perdicaria, 2163 nucleotides. It is a transcript of the gene ITGB6, whose product is annotated as integrin subunit beta 6. The record is from RefSeq and is a predicted model, not a curated record. Gene Ontology annotation, cellular component: integrin alphav-beta6 complex; cell surface; focal adhesion. The transcript has 12 exons. Gene Ontology annotation, molecular function: integrin binding. Bases 69 to 2021 code for a protein of 650 amino acids. NCBI's taxonomy places the organism in Eukaryota, Metazoa, Chordata, Aves, Tinamiformes, Tinamidae. Gene Ontology annotation, biological process: integrin-mediated signaling pathway; cell migration; cell-matrix adhesion.
GACAUGAAGAAACAAUACAGAUCAAAGUUCGCCAAAGUGAAGAUUAUCCAAUUGAUCUCUAUUACCUCAUGGAUCUUUCAGCUUCAAUGGAUGAUGACCUGAAUACAAUAAAGGAGUUAGGUUCAACUCUCUCCAAAGAAAUGUCAAAAUUGACAAGCAACUUCAGACUAGGUUUUGGAUCUUUUGUUGAAAAACCAGUUUCACCAUUUAUCAAAACUACAGCUGAAGAAAUAAACAACCCUUGCAGAAGUGUUCCAUAUGAGUGCUUGCCUACCUUUGGAUACAAACAUGUUUUGCCAUUGACCAAUGAUGCAGAAAGAUUUAAUGAAAUUGUGAAAAGACAGAGAAUCUCUGCUAAUAUAGACACUCCAGAGGGAGGAUUUGAUGCGAUUAUGCAGGCAGCUGUUUGCAAGGAAAAAAUUGGAUGGAGGAACGAUUCUUUACAUUUACUGGUGUUUGUGAGUGAUGCUGAUUCCCAUUUUGGGAUGGACAGUAAACUGGCAGGGAUUGUUAUCCCUAAUGAUGGGAGCUGUCAUUUGGACGACAAUAACGAGUAUUCCAUGUCAACUGUUCUGGAAUAUCCCACAAUUGGACAAUUAAUUGACAAACUUGUGCAAAACAAUGUUUUAUUAAUCUUUGCUGUAACAAAGGAGCAAAUUCACAUAUAUGAGAACUAUGCAAAGCUUAUUCCUGGAGCCACUGUUGGGCGACUACAGAAAGAUUCUGGAAAUAUUCUCCAGCUGAUCAUUGCUGCAUAUCAGGAGCUGAGAUCUGAAGUAGAACUGGAAGUCUUUGGAGACACAGAAGGACUCGAUCUCUCUUUCACUGCAAUCUGUAACAAUGGCACCUUUUUUCAACAUAAGAGGAAAUGCUCUCAGGUGAAAGUGGGAGAGAUAGUCUCUUUUAAUAUGACUGUAAGUCUCCCUACCUGUGAAAGAAGCAGAAGACAUAUUGUGGUAAAACCAGUGGGUCUCAGUGAUGUCCUGGAAAUUGAAAUUCUUCCACAAUGCAGCUGUAACUGUCAGGCCAAGGCUGAGGCGAACAGCUCCAAGUGCAAAGGGAAAGGAUCUUUUGAGUGUGGAGUCUGUAUCUGCAACCCUGGCUACGUGGGUCCACAUUGUGAAUGUGAUGAGAAUUCCCUCAGCACCGAUACUUGCAAGGGCUCCACAGAACAGAGCUCCUGCAGCGGGAGAGGAGACUGCUACUGUGGGCAGUGUGUUUGCCACUCAUCAAUGUAUGGAAGAAUUUAUGGGCCACACUGUGAAUGUGAUGACUUCUCUUGUGUGAGGCACAGAGGACUUCAGUGUGGAGGCAAUGGUGACUGUGAUUGUGGUGAAUGUGUGUGCCACAGUGGAUGGACUGGUGAAUACUGUAAUUGCACAACUGACACUGACUCCUGCCUUUCCGAGGAUGGGCUGCUGUGCAGUGGGAGAGGCAACUGCAUCUGUGGUUCGUGUGCUUGCACACAUCCAGGGGCUUCAGGAAGCACGUGUGAAAAAUGCCCUGUGUGUGAUGACCCUUGCAGUUCUAAACGGAGCUGUGUAGAAUGUCACUUGGCUUCUGAUGACAAGUCGCAGGGAGAAUGCAGUGAAAAAUGUAAAUUGGUUGAUGCAACUGUCAGCAUUGCAGAGGAUUUCUCAGAGGAUAAAUCCAUUCCCUGCUCUUUGCAGGGGGAAAAUGAAUGUGCUACUACAUUUCUCCUGACUACGGAUGAACAGGGAAGAACAAUCAUUCACAGCAUAAAAGAGAAUGAUUGCCCACAACUUCCCAAUAUUCCAAUGAUAAUGGUGGGUGUCACCCUUGCCAUCCUUCUGAUCGGCGUUGUUUUACUUUGCAUAUGGAAAUUGCUAGUGUCAGUUCAGGACCGAAAAGAGGUGGCCAGGUUCGAAGCAGAAAGAUCCAAAGCUAAGUGGCAAACGGGAACAAAUCCACUGUAUAUAGGCUCAACAACCACCUUUAAAAAUGUAACUUACAAGAACCAGGAAAAGCAAAAAGUGGCCAUGACUGCAGAUUUCUACUAGUGCUUCCAAGCGCUACAGACUUAGUUUGACUAGCAGGAAACCUAAAAAGACCGUACUGCUCUGACUUCUUCUCAGCUGAUUAUGUGGUAUUUGUUUGCUCACUGCAAUGGUACAAUAAUUCUGUUAGAUAAAAUACAUAUUG